This is a messenger RNA of Eurypyga helias (sunbittern), 1280 nucleotides long. Its product is annotated as coiled-coil domain-containing protein 183-like. NCBI's taxonomy places the organism in Eukaryota, Metazoa, Chordata, Aves, Eurypygiformes, Eurypygidae. The transcript has 10 exons. The record is from RefSeq and is a predicted model, not a curated record. The annotation marks the transcript as partial.
AUGCCCAGUGAGCCUUGCCCCCAGCCUGACAAACCCUCGUGUGUCCAUCCAGGAGGCCCAGGAGAAGCUCCGUGGUGAAAUCUAUGAGCAGGCAAACAAGUGCAAUGUGCUCCUGCACCAGCUGAACCAGCGGAGCCGAGCCCUGGACGAGCUGCAGAAGCGGCUGCAGCAACUGCAGGAUGCUGAGCUGGGGGACAAGCAGCACUGGGAGCAGAUGCAGAUGGUUCGCCGUCUGGAGAAGAGUAUUGCGAAGAUGCUGGCCAAAGUCCAGGCUGGAGAGAGGGUGACCGCCCUGUACCUGGCACUGCAGGAUGCCCUGAGGAAGGAGCUGGCCCACCUACCUCUGCCCCUGGACCUCCUGUGCGGGACAGCCAAUAUGUACCAGAGGGAGCUGGAAGACCUGGAGCUCAUGUCCUCGGAUGCCCGCAAAGCCAGUGAUGUCACCAAGGUGGACAUGGCCAAGACAAAUAGCCGGAUCCUGGCAGAGAGAGAACUCGGGUACCGCUCCCCGGGAAAGCAGAAGGUGCCCAUCAACAGAGCCUGGCUGAAGGAAGCAAGGGAAAGGCACCUGAGAGCGCAAGGAAGGUACGAGCGCACCACUGACUUCUCGACCCGGCACCCGGAGGACCCUCUGGAGGGCACCAAGCUGGAAGCCAGCAAGUCCCAGACGGAACAGGAAGCCCGGGUGACCAAGAAGAUGGAGAGGGCCAAGGCUGCAGUGCAGUGCUCCCGCCUCCGGGACAUCCCCAGCAGGCUCCUGGUGCAGCAGAACUCCUCGGGGGACCUGGAGCAGCUCGUCAGGGAGCUCACGGAGAAGACGUCAGUGCUGAAGGAGACCCUGAUGGAGCUGGAGCUGAAGCGGGAUGAGCUCAAGUUUCACCAGCCCCCCAACACAACCAGGAUGCUGGAGGAGGAGCUGAGGGCGAACCUGCAGCGGGAGGAGGCUCGGCUGGAGCAGAUGCGAGCCCAGACGCAGAGGAAUAAGGAGACCCUGCUCGACUUUGAAAGCGGCGUGGAGCACCUCUUCAUCCGUCUGCAGGGCAUCCCUGUGCCCGGGCAGGACGAUUCCGUCAGGGCCGGCAGCGUGGAGGAGAAGCUCCAGCUGUGCAAGCAGAAGCUGCAGUACCUGGUGCAGCGGGUGACCGACCUGCCCCCACACAGGCACAGCCCUGAUGAAGACAACGAGACUUCUGUGAAGGUGAAUCUUCUGGAGAAAACAACAGCCAAGGACCCGCAGAACCUGAAGGUUUCCUUGGAGGACACAGGCAGUCGGGCUCAAG